AUGGCAGCCACAUUGCCAAAUGCGAACGUAACAAUCACUCUUUUGAACAAGAAAUUAUGUUGUGAGGAGAAAACCACAAACGAGGAAACACCGAUAUUCUUUGCUGUGAAAAACAACCAGAUGGAACAAGUGAAAACCCUUCUGAAAUACGGAGCCAACCUCAGAGCGAGGGACAUAAACAGCAAUACAGUACUUCAUGCAUUAUGUUCUGAAGAAGGAGAGAUUAAUAUCGAACUGUUAGAAUUUUUAUUAAAUGUCGGUUGUGACCCGAAUUCAUUUGGCAAAAAUUCGUGUACCCCUUUACAGAUGCUUGCUGAAAAUGGAAGAAUAAAUAAUGCAUUGGAGUGUGCAGAAUUACUGAUCAGAAGAGGAGCUGAUGUCAAUUUGCAAAACCUUCACGGCGACACAGUUCUGCAUACAUUAUCCUACUCUUGUGACGAAUCCCAGUUCAUUCUCUUUCUCGAAUUACUGUUGAAGAGUAAAGCUGACACGAAUAUAGUCAAUCAUGACAACAAAACAUUUUUGGAUGAAUUAUUAUUGGACUGCUGCCAUUCUAGACGACAUACUAUUUUGAAACAUCUGAUUUUGUUAGAUAUCAAUGGAAAAUAUCAAUUCUGUGUUAAUCCAAUUCAUUGUGAUUCGUUGGAUGUCGAUUUCCAGAAAAGGAGUAGAAAAGAAUUGCUUCAUUUACGGUCCCGCAAAAUAGCUCAAUUCCAAUCACAACCGGAAUAUUCUCUGGUGAGAAUACUAAGUUCGACUGUAAGGGAAGUGUCCAGAUUGUGUUGGAAUCAAACAUUGAUAACAGCCAUGUCUGAAUUCAAGGAAAGAAAAUUCCCAAUUUACGGUCGUGAACUCAAAUGCAAAUUUGAAGCUGGGUUAAGACUAUUCCUGGAACAACAAGCAGCUCAUGAAUUUUUCACUGUCGUCUCUAAAGGAAAGCUCAAUUAUUAUACCAUAAUCGAAAUUUUAAAAUACAUACCAGUACAAGAAGUGGGCAAAUGUUCAUUGACCUCGACCUAG
Molecule: messenger RNA, 1020 nt
Organism: Harmonia axyridis
Lineage: Eukaryota; Metazoa; Arthropoda; Insecta; Coleoptera; Coccinellidae
Product: putative ankyrin repeat protein RF_0381
Exons: 1
Coding region: 1-1020 (339 amino acids)
Cellular component (GO): cytoplasm
Molecular function (GO): protein binding
Source: RefSeq, a predicted model, not a curated record